Messenger RNA from Drechmeria coniospora, 948 nucleotides. RefSeq lists its product as uncharacterized. NCBI's taxonomy places the organism in Eukaryota, Fungi, Ascomycota, Sordariomycetes, Hypocreales, Ophiocordycipitaceae. Bases 1 to 948 code for a protein of 315 amino acids. The transcript has a single exon. The record is from RefSeq and is a predicted model, not a curated record.
AUGCGCGUUGUCACCACUAUACGCGAUGUCCUCCUCUGCAGGAAACGCCAACGCGACUCCCCCCUUCCAACUUCUAUCCUCAAACGUUCCAUAACUGUACAGCUUGAUCUUUCGUCGUUCAACGCCGUCGUCGUCAUGGUGCUCCGUUCUCUUGGUCGUUCCGCUAUUGCGCCAUGGGUCAUUUUGCCAGCCGCAAUUCCAGUGGGAUACCUCAUUUACCUGUACUGGCAAGGCCACCAAAAUACGACCGCAGUCAGGGGACAUCGUCGAAAGUCGUCACCGCCAGCUUCGGGCUCCCCACCACAACCACAUGAUCCGAUAAGCCUUCCGGCAGAAGUCAAGUCCGAUUCGCAAUGGGUUGUCGUCUAUGAGCGCGUCGUCUCCAAGCCCGUACCCAUCGCAUCUCUGUCCUAUGCCAUCAACGGAUCACCAAGCUCACGAAAGUGGCGACCGACUCAGCCAUCUCCAUUGCUACGGGAGUACGUUCGAGCAACGCACAAGGCCUUUAGCUGGACACCCCAGGCGAUGCUCAUACGCACCAUGGUAGGUGGAAAGAGUAUUCGAACGACAUUUGAUGGUACUUGGAUCAACAGCUUGACCUUUGCUCCGGGCGAUCUGGUGAACGGCAUCUACAGGGUGGCCGAGCAUUGGAAAGAUAAGUCGUCUCUGUCGGAACGCUCGGAAUUGAUGAUGGAGGUUCCCCCAUCCUACAAGGGCCCGUCCGUUCGGGGAUUGCUCGUCGCCGCCAUUGAGCCGGCCCCAUUCACCGACUCGAAGCGACAUGGAGAGAGUGUUGUGUUUGUCAACGAAACGUGGAUGUGGAGGCGAACAGAUGAGAAGCCUACACUCCUCGAAACCUCCUUUGGAAGAUGGUUUCACACCCAGCUCGCUAGCUGGCUCAUCUUGAGGGGGCUCAGCGCAGUCACGGGAGGUGGAUGCAAGCAAUAG